Molecule: messenger RNA, 940 nt
Organism: Schistocerca gregaria
Lineage: Eukaryota; Metazoa; Arthropoda; Insecta; Orthoptera; Acrididae
Product: centrosomal protein 20-like
Exons: 5
Coding region: 422-799 (125 amino acids)
Biological process (GO): microtubule anchoring; cilium assembly
Cellular component (GO): motile cilium; ciliary basal body; centrosome
Molecular function (GO): protein binding
Source: RefSeq, a predicted model, not a curated record
UCGCCAAAGUUUGAUCACGCCGAAACUGUUUAGUUUCACCGACGAGUUGCGCAAAAUCGCGGCGCGCUUGCGCAGUGGCCGGUAGCGCAGUUGCCUGAAAGAGUCGUCGUGUAAACUAGGCUUAACAGUAGUUUGCAAAAUGGAGACAAAAAUUGAGUCUUUUCAGGACAGGAAGUUCCAUAACGGUGACAGUCCCGUUAUAUCGAGACGGAUGACAACUCUAUUACGGAGGAAAUCAACCUCAGACUAUAGAGAAAAAUGAAAGAAACGAAGUAACCUUUCAGAAGCCCAAAUUUUCUAAACAAGACAAAGGAAUGUGUUUUUAAGAUCCUGGCGUCAGAGAUAACUUACCAUAGAGAAACAAAUCAAGGAGUGAUAGCGAGAAGUUGUCACAGCUACUGCGAAGGCGGCGAUACGAAAAAUGGAUUCAGAGCGGGAGCUCUAUGAAGCUUUAAAGGAAAACUUGGAAUCAUCGGGAAGCCUACGCAAAGUGAGAGCCGAAGUAAAAUCAGAAAUAAUGAAAGUUUUCGACACUAAUCCGCAGCCACGGGAUAAACCAGAAUUGCCCGAAAGUCUACUACUUAUUAACAGUUUAAUUCAAGAAUACUUGGAAUGGAAUGGGUACAUGUAUACGUCCCAGAUUUUAGCCGACGAGUCCGGAAUGACAAGCAAGAGAUACAACAGGCAGAGUUUGCAGAAAGAACUACAGGUUUCAGAAGACGAAAAUACUCGGAAACUGCCUCUGUUAUGCAGUCUAGUAUCAACAUUCAAGGAGGGUGCAGGUAAAAUAUCGCAGUGACAUUUUGUGUGCAUGCUUAUUAAAUUAUUAGUAGGUUUGUAUUUUUUAAAGAAGAGAUUGGUGUAGCAACAAUUGUUUAAUAAACAUGUGUACAUUUCUGUGUAUUUUUACAAAAGCAAUUAAAGUAUACUUUGACAUUUA